Baudoinia panamericana UAMH 10762 is the source of this 475-nucleotide messenger RNA. RefSeq lists its product as uncharacterized. The transcript is spliced from 2 exons. Lineage: Eukaryota; Fungi; Ascomycota; Dothideomycetes; Mycosphaerellales; Teratosphaeriaceae. The record is from RefSeq and is a predicted model, not a curated record. The coding region runs from base 92 to 262 and encodes 56 amino acids. Gene Ontology annotation, cellular component: oligosaccharyltransferase complex.
CGGCCGACGGAGCCCUACCAAUGCAUCCAGCAGACCGAUGACUGUGUGUGUCUCCCAAGUCUGCUCAUAGUAACACUCAUCAGCAGCGACAAUGAUCUCCGACAACUCCCUCUACACCCUCGCCGUCUUCCUCGGCAGCGCCGCCAUGCUACUCAUCGUCCUCUACCACUUCCUCGAGAUCAACGCCAAAGACGAUAUGAAAGCCGCGCCCGUUGUCAGCAACGAGCGGAAAGCCGAUGCGCUGCCGGCCAAGGCGAGAUGAGAGCAAGCUGAACAGGCUCCGGAGUGCUGCGUAUGCAGAUCGUUGGUGGGCCUAAUCAAGCAAUGGCUGUGGCUAUGGUUGUGCGCGGUGAAAGAGGGAGAGGCCAUGCGACGGCAGAUACACGCACGCGAUGGUUUGGGAGCUGAGGCAUGCGCCGCAGGAAGGCCGAGCAAGCGAGUAGAUUCAUGGCCGGAAACCAACCGAGAUCCGCUA